GCAGACGACAGAAGAAUAGGUGAGCAGCCCCCUACCCUCGCCACAACGACCGAACACUCUCAUUCUCUCCGCCUCGCCGCAGCCACCGGAGCAGCGACCUCGACCGGAUCGACGACCCCGACGAGCGGCGGAGGAGCAGUCGGAUAUGGCGCGGUUCGACCCGUGGCCGGUGUUCUUCCGGAGGGAGUGGGCCCGCACCUGGCCCUUCCUGGCGGGCUUCGCCGUCACCGGCGCCCUCGUCACCAAGCUCACCGCUGGGUUCACCGAGGAGGACCUCAGGGCCUCCAAGUUCGUCCAGGCGCACAGGCGCUGAGCCCCUCACCUCAGCUCAGGCUGGGACGAAGGAAUGGCUCCCGCAAUUUUCACUGAAUUAGUCCCAUCGACGUGUUUGACAGCUUUUUUUGUAUGUCAUUCGAAUGAACUCGCUGAAUGCAAGCCAUAGCAUACCCAAGUUUCUGUUGUAAUUUUUUGUAAUAAGAGGUUUCUAAAUGCCUAAACCAAGAAAUUAAAUUCCAGCUUCUCAAGA
Messenger RNA from Triticum aestivum (bread wheat), 526 nucleotides. RefSeq lists its product as uncharacterized. Lineage: Eukaryota; Viridiplantae; Streptophyta; Magnoliopsida; Poales; Poaceae. The record is from RefSeq and is a predicted model, not a curated record. The transcript has 2 exons. The coding region runs from base 146 to 313 and encodes 55 amino acids.